Morchella sextelata is the source of this 708-nucleotide messenger RNA. RefSeq lists its product as uncharacterized. The transcript is spliced from 3 exons. Bases 1 to 708 code for a protein of 235 amino acids. NCBI's taxonomy places the organism in Eukaryota, Fungi, Ascomycota, Pezizomycetes, Pezizales, Morchellaceae. The record is from RefSeq and is a predicted model, not a curated record.
AUGUCUAGUCCAUUCAGAAGCUACGACGACGACAGGGUUUCAUAUCUCCGUAGCUGCGAAGAUGGCCCCCCAUGUCAGUUUGGUGUGGUAGAAGAGGCCCUCAGCCCAAGACACAAAAGCCCCAGAGCUGGAGCCGGAAUGUCUUUCUGUUUUAAUGGGAGCCUUACGACAGGAAGUUCUGAUACACACUAUACGUCCGAAUCCCCAGCAGGACGUUGGAUAUAUGUCGGAGGAGGAAGAAAUGAAAGAGGGCAUAGGGAACAUGGCGGGCAUGGAAGUCAUGGAGGAGGAGAAGGCCAUGGGGGAGGGCAUGCACGCAUUGAGCCCACCAUGUUAGCGGAUAUUAUCAGGAGGAACCAUCUGGAAACGGAUAUGGUCAAUCGGAGCAUUACAACGACUGCACUCUGGAGCGAGGUCCAUCCUAAAAUGAUGUACAAUGGCUCUUGGCCCAAGGAAUUCAGCAUCCCCAAGACAGUGGAUGACCUCAACUCUAUGGACAGCAGCGCCCUGGAUCGUAUUCUCCUUGCAUAUAAUCUCACGUCUGGACACAGCUGCGACCGGAAGUAUCGUCCCCAUGGAGAGACCAAGAAAAAUAAGCUCUGGCGUCUUUUGGAAUUCCUUGGUGCAGAUCAUCUAAUCCCCCAUAGAGACGUAGAAGAGGAAAUAUUUUGUUCUAGGCACGAGAGGCAUGGUGCUAGCGGCUAUUAA